Messenger RNA from Saprolegnia parasitica CBS 223.65, 1800 nucleotides. RefSeq names its product TKL protein kinase. Gene Ontology annotation, molecular function: ATP binding; protein kinase activity. NCBI's taxonomy places the organism in Eukaryota, Oomycota, Saprolegniomycetes, Saprolegniales, Saprolegniaceae. Gene Ontology annotation, biological process: protein phosphorylation. Bases 1 to 1800 code for a protein of 599 amino acids. The record is from RefSeq and is a predicted model, not a curated record. The transcript is spliced from 3 exons.
AUGGCUGACAGCUCCGACUUUGUGAGUCGCUUCCAGGCGCUGUACAAGGCCAACGCCGUCUCGAGCGUGUCGACGCUGUCCCAUCCCAAGGUACUCGCGCAGCUCACACCCUUUAUGCUCAAAUGGGACAGCCUUCCGACGCUAUUGCAGCAAGCAAUGCUCUGGGACCUCGGCCUCGUCAUCGCCACCGUCAACGGCGCCGAGAAGCUCGUGCAAGUCUACCCGCUUUGUUCGGCGUCGAUGGACAACCUCUUCUUUCCGCCGGCGGCGUUUCUCUCGCUGGAAGGCACAUCGCCACAGAUCUGUCCGUCCGCUGCGUACACCAACUACACGCGACAGUACGUUGCGUCGGGCCCGGGCCUCAUGCCCGCGAUCCGCUGUGCGAUCGACGCGUCCGGCGUCCCCGACGGCCAAUCGGCCAUGUACGCCCAAGAUGCACUUGGCGCGAGCGACGUGCCCGAGCCCCGCUCGUGGGUCAUCCUCGCGAUCCACUCGCUCCCGAAAGCCUAUGGACGCGAAGCGGCGUGGGGCAACUGCCCGGACGAAGCCCAGAAGCAGCGCAGCGCGCUUACGAUUCCUUGCGUCGUGUACAGCAGUCGAACAGCGUCCUUUUGCGAACCAAGAGCGCUCUCGCCCGCCAUGACGUCGUGGCUCAAAGCGUACGCCAACCCGACCUCGGCGACCGCGCAUAUCAUUCCUGACCCGUCGCCCGCACGCCCGGCGUCCGUGACGACGACCGAGGACAGGUCGUCGGCCGUGCUCAUUGGCGCGAUUGCCGGAGUCGUCGGUGGUCUCAUCCUCGCCAUCUUGCUGAUCCUGGUCUACCGCCGUCGCACGCGCCGCAGCGAGAUUCAGUUCGAGCCGUUCGAGCCGCCGCCGAUCUCGUACGCAACGACCCGCGGCGACACGAUCGAGUUAAUGCCGCACAACUACCGCGCGCUGGAGACGCCUCGGAGCAUCCUCUGUGUCGCCUGGAGUACGCACACGGUGCUCGACGACGCGUCAGCGCUGCGCGUCGACAUGACGGGCUUCGUCGCGACAACCCAGCUCUCGACGUCUGUGGUGGCCGGCACCCUGCACCACCAAUCGGUGGUUGUCAAGUACGCUGAGAACGACGUCAAUCUGGAUGCCUUUGUUCAAACUAUCUCGCUGCAGAGCACGUUGAAGCACCGCAACAUUGUGGCGUUUCUCGGUUUUGGCUACGACCCGAACGACAAGGGUAGUCUCUGUGUCGUCGCCGAGUGCCUUCCGUUCGGGACCCUUGAAGCGUUCUUGCGGGACCAAAUGGGCUGGUUCUGGGAGGCCAAGAUGAGCGUCGCCUUGGACGUCGCCCAGGGACUGCACUACCUCCACGACCGCAGCGUGUUGGCACCGCGCCUCCGGAGCCGCCAUAUCCUGCUCAUGUCGCACGAACACGCCAAGCUCGCGAAUUUCAGACUCACGAACCACGUCGCCAAGCCCGACGUGACGUAUUGGACCGCGCCAGAGGUCGUCCGCGGCGAGGCCUAUUCGUCGGCGGCCGAUAUGUACGCGCUGGGUUGCGUCUUUGCCGAACUCGAUACGCACAGACGACCGUACGCCGAUGUGCCGCUGCCGGCCGCAACAAUUGCCUCUCGCGUCGUCACCACAGGCCUGCGACCGUCCUUCACGGGGCACUGCCCCGUUGACAUUCGCAAGCUCGCAGACGAGUGCCUUCUGUCCGAGCCUGACGAGCGCCCCACUGCGUCCGAGGUCGCCGCUGAGCUCACCAAGAUUCUGCGCUACCACCGCGGCUCGGGCUGCGUGUUGAUGCAGCCAUAA